Molecule: messenger RNA, 4235 nt
Organism: Cucurbitaria berberidis CBS 394.84
Lineage: Eukaryota; Fungi; Ascomycota; Dothideomycetes; Pleosporales; Cucurbitariaceae
Exons: 1
Coding region: 210-3893 (1227 amino acids)
Source: RefSeq, a predicted model, not a curated record
CGCAUUCUCAACUUUUCCAAUCACAGUCUGAUAGACCCUCAACCGCGCGCCCUCCGCCGUCUCGACGCCCUGUGAUGGUGCCCUUUGGCGCAUGGCCUCGCUGAGAGGCACUAUACCUACUCUACUACCAGCGUAGACUGGUAGCCAGUCCUUUCCCGCCGCCGCGUAGAAGCAACGCAAUAGCGGCCGCGCGGCGACACCAUCCCAGCAUGGCGCCCUCCAACAUGUUCUCCUACCUUAGGCCCGGCCACGCAAAGCGUAAUGCCUCGAGUCUGGCAUCCCCAGAGCCUGUCUCUAGUCCCGCCGCCUAUCCUAUACCCUCGCCCUCGCAUACCCCCGAGUACCUCUCGUCGCCGCGCUUCAACGACAAUGCCAGCUACACGUCUAGCUCGCCCAUAUCGCCGUUUCCCCCACAAUUACCACCCAUUACGCGUGUUGCCUCGAAGCUGGACAAGUCGGCUUCUACCAACAGCUCCCAAUACACGCCCAGUCAGCUUUCAUCGAGAACUGGUGGAAGCAGUCAGCAACGAGGGAUGUUGUCUCCACCACAGAGGGCACAGGAACAACUGUCGCCGAGCUAUGAGAACAAACCUCUCUCUGCGCGGUCAACCAUGGGUAGCACGCCAACAGGCCUUGGUGCGCCGGAACUGAGCCUGCCCCAAAACAUGGACUACCCGCAGCGGUCAGAGGCUCCCUCACAGUCUUCAACACAUUUGACACGGCCGGUGCUCGCCCCAAGCAACUCGAGCUUCUCGAAAUCGCAGGUAUCAUUGAUUAGUGGCCUCGGCGAGAAGCUGACGGGCAACUCGAAGGCUACAACCGCACCCACUGCGGCGCCCGCCAAGGGGAGGUCGAGACUCACCCUGCGGAAUCCCAUGUCUCUUCUGAUGCGGCGGAGAUCUGGACAGACGUUGGAUCCACUAUCAGAUGAAUCGCUCGUCACCCACCGCGCACCUGCAGUCGUCCAGCCUAUGCUUGACAAUUACGACCCCAGCAUCCGAGGCCACAUUGUCCACGACUUCAACGCGCCUAGAAUCAAUAGAAACUUCUCAUACAACAAUGCAUACACGGAAAACCAAGCACCACAAGACUUGGGUCGUGUCAGUCCCCCCAAGAUAGAUAGGGAGCAUACGCCUGUCUUCCGGGAGCAUUUUGACGAUGAUACGAGUUAUGAAGAAUCACAGGCUGCUAUAAGAGCCGAGCAAUUGGUAAACAAAGAUUUUCUCGCAAGGAAUUCGGUACAGUUUGCACCACCCGAACCGUCACCUCCACCGCCUGCACCCUUACCCAAGGAUUCCCCGCCUCCACCACCAGAUACAUACUUAUCCAAGCCUCGGCCGCCAUUUCAGGCAUUCGGUAACAGUCACCCCGUUAUCACAUCUUCGGUUCUAUCCCCAGUACAGGAAACGUCUAGUCCAACAGAUGCAUCCACUGAAGUCACACCUAGGAAGCGAAAGUCUACAAGAACACCACCUUCAGCACGUUCAAGAGCUACUUCGGUUACAGAUCCAUCGUUCCAGCCUGCUGGAUUACCUGCACACUUUAGUAGUAGAGCGUCUAGAUUCAGCUUCCAGAUACCCGGUGGCAGUGACUCUACGCAAGAAAAGCUAAUGGAAGAGAGGCACAAAGCGAAAGAGGCCGAGAAAGCGGAGAAGCAGGUUCGUAUGUCUACAAAUACGAUCGAAGAUGACUACGAUGAAUACGGCAUGGAUGACUACGAUAUGGACGACGGCUUUGACGAGGAGAUUCCCAUGCUCGGUGAAGAGGAUGAUUUUGGAGGCCUCGGAGAUCAGACACUAGACUCUGGCAUCAACGCCUUUGACUUCUCGACUUUAUCGAUACAGCCUGGGAUGAACAGCCUUUUGAGCCCAGUGAACCCAUCCGGGCAGCUUCAAACACCGGUUGAUCUGCACGGUAACCCUAUUGGGUUUGCCAUGUCUGAAGCGAUGCUUCAGCAGUAUCAACUUCAGGCGUUCAGUAGUCAACCCAGCGGACAAGAUGUCUCAGGCCACGAUACACAUGGGCUAGGGUCGAUUGGCUUCCAAAAUGAGCUUGGCGAUCCUUCCCCAUCCCAUCUCUUCGAUGCGCCUACAGGCCCUGGUCACACUGAACACAAUGAGCCGAGCCCAGGUAACAAUGGCCUCGACGAUGACAUGUACUUCGACGACGGUCUCAUCGGUGAUCAGGAAGACGGUGAUGCCGCAGAGUUCGACGAAACCGUUUUUGAUGAUCCCAAUGGGCCACUGUACGAGAAGAAAGUCAAGUUUACGCCAGUGUUAGACGCAGCCAGUCCACCUGUACUCCGCCCUCCGGAGCUCUUUAGUUCAGAGACAGACUACGACGCGGAUGACGACGCCGUUUUUAAGCAGCUGGAGAAGUCUGAGCCUUCGCUGGCCCACAAGACGUCUGUUGCGGCGCAACACACGUUGCCCGACUUCAACAACAUGGAUGCCUACCAUGGCGCACUCGCUGAUGCUGCCAACCGUGCUGAAGCUGCCGGACGUUUCGCUAGAAAAGCGAGUACUGAUGCAGGACAGCCCAGGUCUGAUGUUGACGACUUCUCAUUGAGCAACUCGCGCCCCAGCCUGGUCCCUGAUGACGGUCGCUUCAGUUUAGACACAGAUGUUUUCCCACCGGACGAUGACGGUUUUGGCAUGAGCUCUAGCUAUGUUGAUGACUACGACUAUAGCGAUUUUGACUCGGCGCUAGAAGACGACCCCAUAAUUGCUGCUGCUAAUGCUGAGGCAUUGGCAUACGAUGACGAAGGCUUUUAUGGGCAAGAGUUUGGCUUCUAUCCGUCUGCAGUUGGUGAAGCACCGAGCGCCUGGGGCGGUUUCUUUGGACCUUCUGGCCUCGGUCGUACUGUCAGUGGCCGUAAUGCUGUGCGAGAGCCAAACUUAACGCCCAUUACGGAGCGCAGCGAAUACAGCACACGCAACUCGUUCAUCAGUCUGAAUCACUUCCGCGACGGACAGCAACCGAUUCAGAGUCCUGCUCUAGCACAACUUGCACGAAUGAGUCCGUAUGGAUGGCCGGAAGAGGAGGAUAUGAGCCUUGACUCCCUGAUAAAACUACGAAAAGGCGCGUUUGGUGGAAGUGCUGCCAGCCUACCGGGUAGCACGUCACAAAGUCCGCGUAAUUCAUCGCCAAUGGGCAUGCAGCUCUACCCGAGAACAGCUAGUGCUGCAGGCAAUCGCAUGAAAGAGCACAACGAAAGCGAGCUUGAAAGCGACGAGUCCGCAAAUAUCACGGAUGACUUGGAAGGCAAUGAAGAAGAAGAUGACGAGGGAUUGAUGGAUGCUGUCAAUGCGGUCUACGACGACGACGACGAAAACGAGGAUAGCGAUGGGCAUGAGCGACCUGGAAGCCCAACGCUCACAGCCAGCGAUUAUAAGUCGCUCUCACGCCCAGCCAGCCACCUCUUUGCAACAGACAACCCACUACUUCCUCCGAUAUCAGAACUACAUGCUCAGCAUAAUACGCAGUCGCCGUUGCAUAGCGCCCUAGCCUCUCCAUCUGAUAUACCCCUACCCAUGUCACCAUAUGGCGUGCCUCUAAGCUCACCAUUCGUGCCUCAACAAAGAAUGUCAUUGCCUCCGUCAAUAGACACCUCUGUCUCAUCGCCUUCGGCGACUGCCUCCACAUCCACUGCUCCUCGCCGCCAGUCUAUGGGCCUCAUAUCCCCUAUCUCGAACUCCUCGCCAAUAACGCCGAGCGGGAGUGGAUGGCGAGGCGGUCAUUCGCGAAAGGGAAGUGCGGCGGACAGCGUUACUUAUGUCAGGGAACAUGACGAAGCGGGAGAGGGGAGAUGGGUACUGGAGCGUAGACGAACGGCUGAGAGUGGGGAGUUGGAAUUAAUUGGAAGGGAAAUUGUUGAGGGUGGGAGAAUUUAAGUUCCCAUUGAUCAUUGAGAGUUUUCGGGCGACUAUUCUUAAUCGUCUGCCCUUGGGCUGUUUUGGAGAUGCCCCUGUUUGGGUUUCAAUGUUUGCAUUGCUGGCGUUUGAGCGAUUGGAAUACUUGACGUAUGCGUCAUGAGUAGAGGCUGGACCUUUUGGGCAUUUUUUGUAUGAGACUUAGAUACCUCAGAUAUUAGAUGGAUGAUAUUGUUAAAUCCCAUCUGGGCAGCCAUGUUUGGCAUCACUAUAUGAUAACACGAUGCCCGCGGGUAAGGCGCCCUCAUAAGCGCUACCAGGCGGAUAUAACCGAAGCUCUCACCCCACGGGUUACGUCCGGAG